Molecule: messenger RNA, 2458 nt
Organism: Hydractinia symbiolongicarpus
Lineage: Eukaryota; Metazoa; Cnidaria; Hydrozoa; Anthoathecata; Hydractiniidae
Exons: 5
Coding region: 111-2243 (710 amino acids)
Source: RefSeq, a predicted model, not a curated record
ACGACCACGUCAUAAAAUAUAAGCAUUCUUCCGUAAUUAAUUAAAGUGACAUUAGGCUGUCAUUAACCGAUUAAAAAUAUUUUUUAAUCAAGAAGUUAAAACAGAGAAAGAUGGCAUCAUACAUUUUUGUUAUUCUUUUGUAUUCGUUUGGCACAGUGUCUUCUGUCUUAUGGAAUCCUCGCCCAUCGACUGGUAUUGUUAACAUUUCAACAAUAGGGUUUGCUACUAAAUCGACUGAAACAAAAAUAGUGGGAGAAUAUUUUUAUAAAAUAGAUAAUUGGUCCCGCCACAAAUCUGUACUCAGAUUAAAAGACACAGAAAUUACUCUAGACCCAUUUCAAGGAGUAAGCAUUCUCAUAGACCUUAAUCUACAAGUACGUAUAUUUUGGGCUGUAAAUCAAUUGGGUGUGAAUGCUAUCACGUCACAAAUCAAAAACGAUCGAUUAUUUUCAUGCAUGCAAUCAUUUGAAACAGACAGUCGUUCAUACGACGCAACAUCCUUUUUUUUUGCCUCUCAAUAUCGCAAUGUACCCAGUAGUAAUGAUAAAGGCACUUCAACUUUCCAGUCCAUGGCAAUAGGAGUUCCUGCAAAUUUUUAUAUUUACUACGAGUAUGAGAAAAUAGCAUCAGAUAUCGAGUUCCCAACGGCCUUAUAUAUUGCACUUAUUAAAAACGAAAUAUUUAACUAUACCUUCCCAUUAUCGGGAAGAAAACGUUUCCCAGAGAUUGUCAAUCAAACGAAUUGUGGUUCACCCGGAAGGUAUGUGUUUCAUGUCAAAACGAGUAAGAUUUCCACAUCCGCUGCACCAGCAACAACAUUAACAGGUGCAGCAACGACAACAACAACGACUACAGAGGCAGUUACAACGCCCAACAAAACAAUAACGACAACACCGUUAACAACAACAGCAACUGUUACAAACCCGAUAAUAGCAACAACAACAACAACAACAGGACCGACAGCUACAUUGACAGUUACAAUGCCCAACGUAACAACAACAACAGCAGCGUCGACAACUACAGCAACUGUUACAAACCCCAAUGUAGCAACAACAAAAACAACAGAACCGACAAAUACAUCGACAGUUACAACGCCCAACGUAAUAAUAACGACAACAACGUCGACAAUUACAGCAAAUGUUACAAACCCGAAUAUAACAACAACAAUAGGAGCGACAACUACAGCGACUCUUCGACCGUUAAAUAAAACAACAACGGGAACCACAGCAACAACGCCAAACAAAACAACAACAAUUUCAACAACGACGACGACGACGACGACGACGACAAGAACAACAACACCUGCGCCUGUUAUUAUCAAUGGAGGUUGGUCAGAGUGGAUAGUCACUGCUGAAUGCGUGAAACGUAACAACACUUUUGUUCGACCCUCUCGAAGAGAAUGCAACAAUCCAACACCUGUAAAUGGAAAGCACUGCCAGGGAGAAAAUAGAAGAUUCACAGCUUGUACACCAGAACAGAACCCGCCGGUUACACAGUCCACAGAGGCAAAAUUGCAAGGUAGAUUGACGAUUAAAAAUUUAACUAUUAAUGGAAAAACAACAACAAAUCAGGAGCUGCAGCAGAUCAUUGAACAAAAAGGAGAAACAUACAAAAAACUGAAAAACGAAUCUGAAGCAGCAUUGUUGGUGAUCUUCAGGAAAACCAAUCCAAACGUAGUAAGAGUCAUCGUGCAGGAGCUUAAAGUUGGCAGUUUAAUUGUGGAUUACGUGGUAGUGUUUGAUGUUAAAAAGAAAAAUAUAACGAUUGAGAAUCCUAUCAAGAAUACAACUAAUAUAUUCUCAAGUUCAUCAGUAUUCGAAGGAGAAACUUCGCCAAAACUUAGCGAAAUUGCAGAUUACAAUGAAUGCGACGAUCGUGGCUCCUGCGACACAAACGCACAUUGCUUAAAAUUCAAAGGCGUUUAUUCAUACUCAUGUCAGUGCAAAGCUGGAUUUACUGGAACUGGUUUCUCCUGUCAAGCAGUAAAAUCGAAGAAGAAAUCAAGUAAAAGCUUCCUUAUUCUUAUUGUAUUGGUCGUUGUCUCUAUAUUACUGGUGGCGCUGGUAGCUAUUUGUUGUUACAUUCGACUGCAUCAAAAGAAAAAACCUAAAAGGAAAAAUGCUUUUAAAAAAUGGAGAUUCUGUUUUCCACAAUGCAGAAGAGAGCCAAGAAAGUGGAGAUAUCCAAACAGCUCUGAGGAGGAGGGUUAUAACCUUCAAACUCACUAUUCUACGCAUGACUAAUUUCUUUUAGGAAUUUCAACAAUACAAUGCGCUUCGAAGCCAUGCGCAGAGAAAUCGAUCAACGGACAAACAAUGACUUAAUUAAUCUUGAAGCUAGAAAGAUAUGAAGAAGUAGACAAAUUAAUAUUUGUUACUGUGACGUUUAUUUUUUUAUUAUUUUUAUUUAUUUUAUUAAGCGAAUAUUUAUACUCGAUAUACAUGUCAACCUUUGUCAA